GUCCCUGGAGUCCAUCAACUCCAGGCUUCAGCUGGUUAUGAAAAGUGGCAAAUAUGUGCUUGGGUACAAACAGACCCUGAAAAUGAUUCGUCAGGGCAAAGCCAAGUUGGUCAUCCUCGCCAACAAUUGUCCUGCUUUGAGAAAAUCAGAGAUUGAGUACUACGCUAUGCUUGCCAAGACCGGUGUCCAUCAUUAUAGUGGGAACAACAUUGAGUUGGGCACAGCAUGUGGAAAAUACUACAGAGUGUGCACACUGGCCAUCAUUGACCCAGGUGACUCUGACAUCAUUAGAAGCAUGCCAGAACAAACCAGUGAGAAGUAAAUGCUGUAAAGGUGUUUUUUCUACAAUAAAACUGGUUACAGAUCUCCUUAAAGAAAAAU
This is a messenger RNA of Ficedula albicollis (Collared flycatcher), 381 nucleotides long. RefSeq names its product ribosomal protein L30 (gene RPL30). The record is from RefSeq and is a predicted model, not a curated record. The transcript is spliced from 3 exons. Gene Ontology annotation, molecular function: RNA binding; structural constituent of ribosome. Gene Ontology annotation, cellular component: cytosolic large ribosomal subunit. Bases 38 to 322 code for a protein of 94 amino acids. Lineage: Eukaryota; Metazoa; Chordata; Aves; Passeriformes; Muscicapidae.